This is a messenger RNA of Nematolebias whitei (Rio pearlfish), 1806 nucleotides long. Its product is annotated as heterogeneous nuclear ribonucleoprotein A/B. Gene Ontology annotation, biological process: regulation of gene expression. Gene Ontology annotation, molecular function: RNA binding. Gene Ontology annotation, cellular component: nucleoplasm. The coding region runs from base 115 to 1083 and encodes 322 amino acids. NCBI's taxonomy places the organism in Eukaryota, Metazoa, Chordata, Actinopteri, Cyprinodontiformes, Rivulidae. The record is from RefSeq and is a predicted model, not a curated record. The transcript is spliced from 9 exons.
UUUUUUCCCCCCUUCUGCCGGUUCUGAAAAACCAACCACGAGUUGUCGUCGUGUGGGAGAAUCCAUCUUGAAGAGGGCUCUCCGGUUGUGUUACCAGUAUUCUAUAUCAUAAAAAUGUCUGAGGCGGAGCAGCAGUACAUGGAAACGUCGGAAAACGGCCACGAAGUCGACGAGGACUUCAGCGGAGCCGGUCAGACCGACGACGGCGGAGAAGGCGCGGGGGACGACUCGCACAACGGCGGCACGGACGGUGGCCAGAUCGACGCCAGCAAGGGCGAGGACGAUGCCGGGAAAAUGUUUGUUGGUGGCCUCAGCUGGGACACCAGCAAGAAGGACCUCAAAGAUUACUUCUCAAAAUUUGGUGAGGUGACGGACUGCACCAUCAAGAUGGACCAGCAGACAGGCCGGUCAAGAGGCUUCGGCUUCAUUCUUUUUAAAGAUUCUGCCAGCGUAGAUAAGGUUCUUGAACAGAAGGAGCACAGGCUAGAUGGCCGACAGAUUGACCCUAAAAAAGCCAUGGCAAUGAAGAAGGAACCAGUAAAGAAAAUCUUUGUGGGAGGCCUUAACCCUGACACCACUAAGGAAGCAAUUCAGGAAUACUUUGAAACCUAUGGAGAGGUAGAGACCAUUGAACUUCCACAAGAUCCUAAAACUGAGAAAAGGAGGGGAUUUGUAUUUAUUACAUAUAAAGAAGAAGCCUCUGUCAAGAAGGCUAUGGAAAAGAAGUACCACACUGUUGGUGAAAGCAAGUGUGAACUUAAAAUUGCCCAACCCAAAGAGGUGUACAUGCAGCAGCAGUACGGUGCCCGUGGUGGUGGUGGUGGUGCAUAUGGAGGACGUGGCAGGGGACGUGGAGGCCAGGGCCAGAACUGGAAUCAAGGCUACAACAACUACUGGAACCAGGGAUACAACCAGGGCUAUGGUUAUGGACAGCAAGGCUAUGGAUAUGGUGGCUAUGGCAACUAUGACUACUCUGCUGGUUAUUACGGCUAUGGGGCUGGCUACGAUUACAACCAGGGCAAUACAAGCUAUGGGAAAACUCCAAGACGUGGAGGCCACCAGAGUAGCUACAAGCCAUACUGAUCACACGUAGUGCAGGUCUAAAGUAAAUAAGAAAAAGAGAUCCAUGAUCUGACCACAGCGAACAUGGACUCUGGCUUUUCCUUUGGAGUUGGCAGAAAUUUGGACUCAUGCUCCAUUUGUACAGAUCAAGUGAGGAACUGGGGAAGCAAUUGUCACUUUUCCACUUUUUAUUUUAUAUUGUUUUGUGUCCAUGUACAUUUCCAGCGAUGGAAGUGUUAUUUUUACUGUACUUUUUGGUACCUUUUUUGAAUCUAAUGUAUUGUAUGGUUGUAUUUUUACAUGUCUACUGGAUUGACAGAUGAGCAGGAGCAAGAGCUUGUAAAGCUCAAAUAAAACAAUAUUGCUUUUUUUUUUUGUGUGUGUGUUUCUAGAUUUUUAGUUUUCACAUGCUGAGUGUUGGACGUUACAUGGCUUAAGAUGUGGGAGUGAGGUUUAAAAAGGGGGGGUUAUAACCAUGUUAAGUGAGUGCUGUGGAUAACCAUGUAGAUGAAGACAACCAGUAUUUUUUCUGUUUUUUUUUUGUUUUGUUUUUUUGUUUGUUUUUUGUUGUUUUUGGCUUUUAAGGAGGUUCUUUCCCCAACAUGUCUACAAUUUUUAAGUGGCUUUACUAGUGUUAACGCAAGCCUGUUAAUGUACGAGGGUAUUCCCUCUAUCACUGAUAACUCAUUCCUCUAGUGUCUUGGGCAAAAUUGGUAAAAAUAAAAUUUUGGUUUAUAUUACCAA